Molecule: messenger RNA, 2237 nt
Organism: Cololabis saira (Pacific saury)
Lineage: Eukaryota; Metazoa; Chordata; Actinopteri; Beloniformes; Belonidae
Gene: cdk5rap1
Product: CDK5 regulatory subunit associated protein 1
Exons: 13
Coding region: 242-2008 (588 amino acids)
Biological process (GO): negative regulation of cyclin-dependent protein serine/threonine kinase activity; tRNA modification
Cellular component (GO): cytosol; mitochondrion
Molecular function (GO): 4 iron, 4 sulfur cluster binding; tRNA-2-methylthio-N(6)-dimethylallyladenosine(37) synthase activity
Source: RefSeq, a predicted model, not a curated record
UAUUAAUAUCAUUCACAUUUAUCCUCAUGAUAGAUCGAUCUUUUGCUCUCAUUUUUUUUAAGGAGUAACUCCUCUUGAUGUCAAAACAUCUUUGGUCACCAGUCCUUGAAUGGCAUUUCUCCACAGCUAGCUCAUGUAAUGUCGUUUAUCCUCUAUGAGUGAAGCUACUAACCAGCGCUGAAAGUAACUCAUUAAAGUAGUAAAUAGUGGUAAUUGAAAGCUACAUCAGACAGGGUCAGCCAUGAGGACGCUCGCAGCUCUGUUUACAGCUUCACCUCUCAGGUGUGCCAGACACAGGUAUUAUUGUAAACAGGCUAACAACGCAGUCCCUUCCAGACAGAAGAUAUCUGCUCCUGACAGCUUCAGGGAGCAGGUAGCUGCUGGUCCGGGCUUUAAGGACUUCAUUAAAGGGGCUUCAGUGAGCAGGUCUUGGGCUGAAGACUCAGACAGUCCUGGUUAUCUGGAUGAAGACCUGGACAUGGGAAACUCCAGGAAAGUCUAUUUUGAAACAUAUGGAUGUCAAAUGAAUGUCAAUGACACCGACAUCGCCUGGUCCAUACUUCAGAAAAGGGGAUAUCUACGCGCGGGGAGCCUGGAUGAGGCAGAUGUUGUUCUCCUGGUGACCUGCUCCAUAAGAGAGAAGGCUGAACAAACAAUUUGGAACAGACUGCAACAACUAACAGCCAUGAAGAAGAAGCGAUUAAAGACCCGCUCGCCAAUGAAAAUAGGAAUAUUAGGUUGCAUGGCGGAGAGGCUGAAAACAGAGCUUCUGGAGCGGGAGAAGCUGGUGGAUGUUCUGGCCGGUCCAGAUGCUUACCGGGAUCUUCCCCGCCUUUUAACCACAGCUGAGGGAGGACAGCAAGCCAGCAAUGUGCUGCUGUCUCUAGAGGAGACCUACGCCGACAUCAUACCCGUUCACCAUGAUACUCAGGGACGCAGUGCUUUUGUGUCCAUCAUGCGAGGUUGUGACAACAUGUGUAGUUACUGUAUCGUUCCCUUCACCAGAGGGAGAGAGAGGAGUAGACCCGUCAGCUCCAUCCUCCAGGAAGUUUCCGCGCUCUCCGACCAGGGUGUGAAGGAGGUGACGUUGCUGGGUCAGAAUGUAAACAGCUACCGGGACACAUCAGAACAACAGUUCGGUGGUUCGGAUCUAACCAAGCUCAGCCGGGGCUUUAAGACGCUCUACAGAUCCAAACAGGGAGGGCUACGCUUCUCCGACCUGCUGGACCAAGUAUCGCGCGUUGAUCCCGACAUGAGGAUCAGAUUCACUUCCCCUCAUCCGAAGGAUUUCCCAGAUGAGGUUUUGCAGCUCAUUGCUGAGCGAGGAAACAUUUGUAAGCAGAUCCACCUGCCGGCCCAGAGCGGAAGCAGCCGGGUCCUGAAAGCAAUGCGGCGUGGUUACACCAGAGAGGCCUACCUUGAUCUUGUGAAGAACGUUCAGAGAAUCAUCCCAGACGUUAGUCUCAGCAGUGACUUCAUCUCAGGCUUCUGUGGUGAAACGGAGGACGACCAUCAGCAAACGCUGUCGCUGAUCAGAGAGGUGGGCUACAACGUGGGCUUCCUAUUUGCUUACAGUAUGCGAGAGAAAACACACGCUUUCCAUCGACUGCAAGACGAUGUUCCAGCGGAGGUGAAGCGGCGGAGGCUGGAAGAGUGCAUCGCCGUGUUCAGAGAGGAGGCUUCCAAGGUCAACGCCGCUCUGGUCGGCAGCAUGCAGCUUGUUCUGGUGGAGGGGGAAAGUAAACGAUCUGCUGCAGAUCUGUGUGGCAGAACCGACGGCAAUACGAAAGUGAUUUUCCCCAAAGAGGAUGCAGCCGUCCAACCCGCUGACUCCGGUGCUGCAGCGAUCAACGCUGGAGACUACGUGCUGGUGGAGAUCCUGUCAGCGAACUCGCAGAGUUUGAGAGGUCGAGCCCUAGGUCACAGCAGGCUGAGAGGAUCGGUGAUGUCCCAUGGAACCUCCAGGAGCCGGCGUGAUGGACGCAGGCCCUCAGACGGCCUCCAGUGACACCACAUGGCAGAUUUCUGUGUGUAUGUUGCUACAGAAGUUACUCAAAUCCUGUGUUGAUGAGCUAAAAGUGUAGAAUGUAUUAAAGAAAUAUAAGCUUGGCUGCUCUUUUUUUUUCUUCAAAGAUUGCGAUGUUUGAUUGAUGUAAUUUCAUAUUUUUGGAUUCUUUUGGAGUCUGUAAAUUGUCGCGUCACUCCAUAAAGUCAGACAUUUUGAGAGGAUUUAACCA